Messenger RNA from Parathielavia appendiculata, 790 nucleotides. RefSeq lists its product as uncharacterized. The transcript has a single exon. Lineage: Eukaryota; Fungi; Ascomycota; Sordariomycetes; Sordariales; Chaetomiaceae. The record is from RefSeq and is a predicted model, not a curated record. Bases 91 to 597 code for a protein of 168 amino acids.
CAAGAAUGGAUUAGCUGACGUCUAAUUGGACGCCGGCCGCCGCCAAGGCUGCCCGUAAUCUUCGAGUGCGCACCUUGACGGCCAAGGCUCAUGAGAACCUUGAUAGCUGUGACGGAGAGCCAAGACCUCAGCCCCGCCUCCAGCGCCAUGCUCCUUCACUUUUCCUGGUGCAUCACACAUGCGGUCCAACAGCAGAGCUGGAAGGAUCCAGAUCCGAUACCAACACAACCUACGCCUCGAGGGAGCUGCCAUCAAGGGACACUGGAUCUUUUUCGUCAUGGAAAACCACGGAAUGUGGCAUCCCACGCAGGCUGCCAAUACUCCACCCAAAAGGGCCACUCACGCAGAGCAGUGCAACCACGCCAACCGUGUCUUGGACUCUUGGCGAUUGCCACCUUUCCGGCAGAGACUGAGCUCAUUCGAACCUAUUCCUGCAGUGCGUUGCAGGUUUCAUUACGAGCCGUGCCGUGGCCGGUGCUUGACCGGCUCGACAGCCCAUGUAUAUCAAGCCAGUCCGCACCAUCCGCCGAGAGGGCUCACCAGUCACCGCACUCCACGUCUUCCCACUCAUUCCCAGUCAAUCCCGUCUACCCGUAACAGCACUCGUUUGAGAUCAAAAUGAAGUUUACUGCAUACGCCGCCGUCCUCUUGGGACUCGUCUCCGUCGCCGUGGCUCAGGCCGAGGACCCCGGCCCGUCCCCGACUGAGUCGUACGGCUGUGAGCCUCAUGGCGAUCACUGGUGUGUUCCUGCAUCUCACGUGUACAUAAUGCAGUGAUACUAAGUCCUGU